AUGGCGGGCGCGGACCCAAAGUCAUUCCUGGGGACCCUCUCGCCCUGGAGUACGCCUCGAAGCUCCACACCUCAGCUGCCCGAUCGACCGGCGGCGCAGGAUGUUCUGCAACGAUCGCAAGGAGAGGAUCAUACAGUUUCAAACCGGCAUAGGCUGAGCCUGCACCACUACCCUCCAGAUUGCCCUCCGCUCCGAGUGAGAUGGUACUAUGCUGUGGAUUCACCGAAGCGGAAACCCGCCCGCCUUGAGCAGAAAAAGACGGACCAGAAGCCGCCGGCUCCGCCCAAGAAGUUCAUUCCAUUUUCCCCGCGAGACUCAUUGUCCAUUGAAACUGCAUUCCAGAAGCUCUCAGACAUUGCUGAUUCACAGCGACAUGCGAACGCCAACCAGGAGCCCACACAGCAUGCUCCUACCAAGGUACCUGUGAACGAAGAUUAUCUGUUCGAUGUGGACGUGGAAGAACGAGAGCUUAGCCCGGCGUAUUGGAUUGGUCCUGUCUAUGAAGUCCGGCGCGGGACAUGGUUUUUACAUGAUGGAUCAAGCAUGAAACCUUGCGAGGAAAACUUGGCGACCCAGCUAGAGGAGGGUUACCUGAAACUAAGGCCGUGGAGAGCAGAUGCCAGAGAGACCGGCUUCUCUGACUCUGUCGUACUCAGGGAACAUACGCAACCUGGUGGACAUGCAGAUCCCCAGCCGAAUACAGGUGGACCCCGAUCUUCGGAAUCAGCCAAAGCGUACCAUCAAUCCUCGGGGAACGGAGCAACGGCAGCGUCUUCCGAUCCUCGACAGUACCGCUUAUUUGGCGCCUAUAUGAACAGAAUUGUUGCUUAUCAAGAUGCGUCAACAGCCUGGAUAACUACCGAUGAUUUUAUGUCGCGUUUCAGCACAACUGUGUUCCAAAAGCUUGGGGCUGUCCCCGGCACGAAAGUAAUUCGAGGCUCGGCGGAGCCUCGAAAACCAAGAGAAACACUUGAUGGUCAAGGCUCAGAGCGGAAGUCGGUAGAAAAAAACUCGAGCAAUCUGACUUCUAGCGCCGAGGCGGUCAUUGACCCAGAUGGUGCAAAGGCUCGCCUCCCAGAGCCAUCUGGGUCGGAAAGUUACAGUGCAGAGGCCGAGAGCAUGGAGAGGCGACCAAAGUCAACCCUAGAACGCCAAAUGUCAUCCCUAGCAGGCGAGCCACAAAAUCCAGCGGAACUGGAAGAACAAGCCCGUCGCCAGGAAGAGCAGGAAAUGGAAGAGUCUAGAGAAGUUGACGAUGAAGAUCGAGAGCGGGAGAUCGACCAUUUAGUUUUGGUCACCCACGGCAUUGGCCAGCGACUUGGGUUGCGGCUGGAAAGCAUUAAUUUCAUACAUGAUGUCAAUGUUCUCCGAAAGACACUCAAGGGGGUCUACAGGGCCUCGCCAGACCUUCAGGCCUUGAAUACGAACUUCGAUGACAAGGACAUCAACUGUCGCGUUCAAGUUCUUCCUGUAUGUUGGCGCCAUCUUCUCGAUUUUCCUUACCGAGGGGUUCGUCAGAACCGCAAAGAACUCGAUCUCACAGACGCCGACAUGGCGGAGGACAGUUUAUAUCCAAGUUUAGCAGACAUCACUCUUGAAAGUGUACCGGCUGUUCGAAAUCUCAUCUCCGACUUGGCAAUGGAUGUGCUCCUUUAUCAAAGCGGGUAUUGUGAGCAUAUCUCUACAAUUGUAAAAGAAGAAUGCAACCGUAUUCUUCGGCUUUAUAGAAGGCGCAACCCAUCCUUUAAUGGCUCUGUCAGCCUCUGUGGCCACUCUCUUGGAAGCGCGAUCCUGUUUGAUAUUCUAUGUCACCAAUCUCAGUCGGGGGUCGAUCUUGCCCAGGAAGCAAAGCGGGCCACCCAGGACAGUGAUCAUCCCUCAGGUUCACCAAAGACGAGACGGAGCACGUUGGAUUUUGAAUGUGAGGAAUUUUUCUGCCUGGGGUCCCCAAUUGCCCUAUUCCAAAUGUUGAAAGGGAAAACCAUUGCUGGAUGUACUCCAACCAGGACUCGAAAUCGCACGAGUGUGCUUGGUGAUGAGCUAGAGUCGCAGACACUAGGAUCUUUUCGGACCUCCAAUCGAGACUCCUGUGGUGCUAACGCGCGUGAUUUGAGCGACAACUCUGCCAUCAUUUCAGCGCCUAAAUGUCGUGAUCUCUACAACAUCUUCCACCCCUCGGAUCCAGUCAGCUAUCGAAUUGAACCUCUCAUUUCCCCUGCAAUGGCUAGUCUGAAACCGCAGCCUCUUCCCUCUGUCAAGAAAAGUUUAUGGACGACCUCCGGGCAGAGCCUCUCCGUCCUAGGAACUCGUAUGGGCCAGAGUGUGGGCUCCUUGUGGAGCAACUUUACCUCAGGGGUUGCCAGUAGCUUGCUCAAUCGAAGCCUAGGACUGAGUAUCGAUGAACCCUCGUCUGCAACUGGGGUCGGAAAUAAAUCAGCCCAUGCUGCCACUGGACACGAGCGCACCCAGUCAGCUUCCGGUUCAGCCCAAGAUGAAACCCCGGGGGAGAAUGAUCGUUGUCAUACCCUGAUCGAUCCAGACAUUGAGACACUCUAUGAUGGAUUUCAGAAAAACCGACACUCUCACAGAAAAGGUCUCGGCGAGACGGAGUCCGAUCUCGAUGCCGAUGAUCAUGAACGUAGGGUGAAAUUCGAAGAUGCUAAAGUACGCGCCUUGAAUUUCAAUGGCCGUGUUGACUAUAGUAUUCAAGAGUGA
This is a messenger RNA of Penicillium macrosclerotiorum, 2715 nucleotides long. Its product is annotated as DDHD family phospholipase. The transcript has 2 exons. Gene Ontology annotation, molecular function: metal ion binding; glycerophospholipase activity. The record is from RefSeq and is a predicted model, not a curated record. NCBI's taxonomy places the organism in Eukaryota, Fungi, Ascomycota, Eurotiomycetes, Eurotiales, Aspergillaceae. Bases 1 to 2715 code for a protein of 904 amino acids. Gene Ontology annotation, cellular component: cytoplasm.